This is a messenger RNA of Ipomoea triloba (trilobed morning glory), 1176 nucleotides long. RefSeq names its product F-box protein At5g62510-like. Lineage: Eukaryota; Viridiplantae; Streptophyta; Magnoliopsida; Solanales; Convolvulaceae. Gene Ontology annotation, molecular function: protein binding. The record is from RefSeq and is a predicted model, not a curated record. Bases 1 to 1176 code for a protein of 391 amino acids. The transcript has a single exon.
AUGAAUAACCCUCCAACUUCUUCUUCUUCUACUUCCAUAACCUCUCUUCCACGAGAGAUUCUUCUCAAAAUUCUCACCAGUCUUCCUCCCAAAUCCGCAGUGCGAUUCAGAUGCACCUCUAAAUUCUUCUAUGAUCUCAUCCCGGAGCCAAGAUUCGCGUUCACAAUCCUCGUCUCUCUCCCAUCCGGAAUCCGCCCCAUACUAAACCUAUACACCGUGAAUUACAGCGAAGACAGCCAUGGAAACCUCCAAGCCGACACCGCCCAACGUUUGGACACACAAAAUUUAGUAUGUCUGGCCGGCUCGAGUUCCGCCGACGGCAAGCUUUGUCUGCUCAGCGACGAAUCGGGACACGACGCCGUUUUCGACCUCGAAACCCGACAAAGUAUUUCUCUCCCCAGAACUUGUCAUCCGGUAACUCGUUACCUCAGCUGCGGUUUCUUGGGUUUUGACUUCCUUUUCACCUUCCGGAACCUCCCCGGCCGGCUAAUCUCCUCCGUGGCGGUUUUAGGGUUCGGUUCCGUUUCGGGGAAGUACAAGGUUUUUAAGCCGACAGUGUACUAUGAUUCCGGGGGGAUGUUUACUCGGCUUUGGGUUUUGACUCUGGGAGUGGAUAAUUCAUGGCGGGAGAUAGAGAUAGAGAUAGAGAUACACACCGUCGGGUACACUGACGCCGUUAUCCACGUUAACGGGACCGUCUAUUUGGUUCCUCGUAUCAAAGCGAGUAGAAUCGCCGCGAUGGAUGUGGAGACGGAGAGGCUAACGGCGUUAAUAGCGUUUCCGUCGGAGUAUCAGCCGGGGCGGGCGUGGAUGAGCCUGAAUGGGCGGCUGGCUUUUGUUAAUGUUCCUACAAGGGGAGGGGCGGAGUGGGGGAUGGAGGUGUGGACGCUGGAGAGGGCGGCGGAGUGGGAGAGGCGCGCGGUGGCGCCGCCGCCGGAGGAGGAGCGGGCGGUGAUCGGAGAAGCUAGUUCCAUGAGGUUUGCUUCGAAUAGUGUGGGGGAGAUUGUGUUGUUGUUGCAUGGUAAGGAGAUGUGCCCUUUGGUUUUGGUUUAUUCGUUUGGGAGAGGGGUUUGGAGGAGGUUUGAGAUUAGUGGGGUGCCUAAUCACUCACUUUUGCUCUCUUAUAUGAGAGGUGUUGUGGGUGUGGUGGACGAGAUUGCUAUAUUUUCAGAAUGA